CGACCAUGUUGCACGCGCGCGUUACUCCGCCAUCUACCGCAUAAAAUCGGAAAGUUUACGAAAAAAAAAGAAGUGUUGACGUGUUUGUGGUUGUUCUCUAUUCAAACAGCAGUGAUGUUCUUAUUUUGAAUUGUGAUUAAAAAACAAAAUAGUUUAGUUAGGUAUUUGAUUAUUGUUUUUUUUUUAUUGAAGUAAAUUAUUGUUUGGCACAAAGUUUUUUGGAAUGCUAUUUUAAUGUGGAGUUUAGAUCUGAAGUGAGGGGGCGCUGUCGCCCACCAUGCCAUCUCCAGACAAUCGGAAACAAGGUCACAAUUGGCUGGAAACCAUGGUGGAGCUUCCCUCAGGAGUGGGCGAAGAGGAAGAGCAUCACCACACAUGGACCACUGGCAACAACGAAAUUGGUGACUGCGGUAUAUUGUUGCGAUUGCAUCUACAGCCCCGGCUCGACUUCAGUUUUAGUGGAUCUGUGAUGGACUGA
This is a messenger RNA of Spodoptera exigua (beet armyworm), 478 nucleotides long. The record is from the annotation of a GenBank genome assembly. Lineage: Eukaryota; Metazoa; Arthropoda; Insecta; Lepidoptera; Noctuidae.